AUGUUUGCCCCAAAGCCUGGCGAGAAUUCGGAUAACGUUGCAAAGAUGGUUUCAUCAUUUGAUGAAGCAGUUAACAAAAUUUUACCUCGUGUGGCUGAAGAGCAUGGCCACAAUCCAGAAGACUUCAGAGGGCGUGGCUUGGAUGCCCAUGCGUAUGUUGGGGAUGAGGGUGGUGCCCUCUGGAGUGGCCUUUGCAAGGCCAAAGGCAACGAUGUCAAAGACAGAACAGUAUCAGACACUUAUCAUGUUAAACAGGACAUACAUCGCCACCAAAAGUACUUCAGGGAUGCAUCUGAUAAGACAUCGUUUUCAAAGAUUAUGUCUGAUGCAAUGAAUGCCCCAACCUCUAUACAGGCAGACGUAGCUGAGAAAGCCCUAGAUAAACUUAUUGCAACAAAGGCAACCGAUAAAAAAGAAGAUGACAAAUUUCAAGAAUUGGUGGUGGAGGAGAAGACUAAGGUGGCAGCGCUGGUGCAAAACAGAUGCAUCAAGUUCUGCGUCAUCUGCAGAAGUCGCAAACUCAAAAUCUAUCAGCGCUUCUGGUUAUCGCAAAAGACUCCUUGAUGUUGUCACGACAGAAUGUUCAUCAGCAAUUUUAGAAGCUGCGGAAAUUAAGCGCCAACAAAUUGGCCUUAAAACGGUGGGACGUGGGCCCUCAAUAGCAGAUCGUGAGGAACAGCAGGAACAAAACUUGUUUCAAGAUCAGCAAGCAUCUGCUGAUGCAGUUCAAUUUGUAGCAGCUAAUGCAGAAUCAUUAUUAGCACAGUCUAAUCCAAUGCAGAGUUUUGGAACGGCAAAAGGCGAUUUUAGAGUCAACACAAGGGACAGCCACAGGUCUGACAAAAGAAAGAAAAAUAGCAAUACUCAAAAACCACCAACCCAAGGAAACAAUUUGGCCACUAAGAAGCAGUUGAAAUACUUCGAAAAGUCAGUUGAAGGAGUAUCUAUGGAUAUUCUUGAAUAUAAAAGUGACAUGACUUCUUUUGAAUUCUGUAUGUUAGAUACUAUGGGAUACUUACAAAAUGUUACUAUCUCCAAGGAGAACACUACUUGCUCGAGCCCUGCAGGAUGCAAAAAAAAU
Molecule: messenger RNA, 1081 nt
Organism: Porites lobata
Lineage: Eukaryota; Metazoa; Cnidaria; Anthozoa; Scleractinia; Poritidae
Source: the annotation of a GenBank genome assembly